Eublepharis macularius is the source of this 2632-nucleotide messenger RNA. Its product is annotated as ubiquinol-cytochrome-c reductase complex assembly factor 1. Lineage: Eukaryota; Metazoa; Chordata; Lepidosauria; Squamata; Eublepharidae. Gene Ontology annotation, cellular component: mitochondrion. Bases 573 to 1481 code for a protein of 302 amino acids. The record is from RefSeq and is a predicted model, not a curated record. The transcript is spliced from 10 exons. Gene Ontology annotation, biological process: mitochondrial respiratory chain complex III assembly.
UUUACCUGGUAUGGUGAUGGCUUCCUUUGUUAAAUAUCUAUGUGCUGGGCUGCUGACACGAGGCACAGGAAAGAUACGACAUCCAAGGCCAAACCACUUUGGGAGCCUUACCGACCGUUGCCAUAUUUGUGACCACUAACUCCAAUUUGACCCUUACUUAUGAGUGCUUAUGAGUAGACCCGUUUGGGCUUGCUUCCUGCAGUGAUGGGGCAGCGAGGGAGAAUGCUCUUUGCACAUACUACACAGUACUCCCCUCAUUAUCUCUUGUUCGAGGUUUCAACCCUGGCACUGAGCACAGGCUUCAGGGCUACGCAUCAUGCCCCCUCGCUCUUUUUCUUCAUGUCUUCUCAAGGCCUCCAUGAAAUUAGUUGCGCAUGGAUCUCCAGCCUAGGAGCGCUGUUUUAUGCCUUGGCAUGCCCACAAAAUUUCCGUCUCCAGCGCAGCCAGACACCCAAGGCAUUAGAGCGAAGACGAAGCCACGCGAAGAGCCCCUUUCUUAGUUCCCCACCGCGAAUGCAGGAACGGAAGUGCUUUGAUGUUUGGCGGAAGCGGAAGCGCGCCCCCGAAGAGUGAUGGCGGCGCUGGUGAGAGUGGUGAAGCACCGAGCUGGAGAACCUCAAUGGAUUACAUUAUGCAGUGGACUGAUACAAACAACAAUAGCUCAAGCACAGUGGGGUAGGAUGCUUCAUGGCACUCUCCAGAGACACAAGAAUGGCCGAUCACAACUGACCAAAGUUUGUUAUGGAUUAAUACAAACCAUUGGUGCAGCAGAACAGCCAAGUAGGGCAUUUCAUCACACAAAAAAGCUUCUUGCAACCAAAGAUUAUGUUCAGCCAUCUGAAGAGAAAGUGAGUGCUUUCACAAAGAUAAUAGAAGCAAUGGGUUUCACAGGACCACUAAAAUACAACAAAUGGAAAAUUAAAAUAGCAGCACUGCGCAUGUACACAUGCUGUGUGGAGAAAACAGAAUAUGAGGAAUUCUUUAACAAAUUUCAGAUGCCUGACACAUUGAAUUCAUGGUUUUUAAUAGCACAACUUCAUGUCUGGAUGUGUUUAGUACGAAUGAAGCAAGAGGGUCGAGCAGGAAAAUACAUGUGUCGUUAUAUAGUUCAUGCUAUGUGGGAAGAUGUUGAGCAGCGUGGUAAGGUGAUGGGGAUUGACUCUGUUGCCCUGAAAGAAAGUAUGAGAAGCAUGACAGAAAACUUCUAUGCAGCUAUUUUUGGAUAUGAUGAGGGAAUCCUAUCAGAUGAUCAUGUACUUGCAGCAGCCAUCUGGAGAAAUCUUUUUAAUAAACAGUGUGAUGAUCCAAGGCAUCUAGAGAUAAUGGUGGAAUAUGUGCGCAAGCAGGUGCAGCACCUGGAUGCUAUGCCCGGAGAAGACCUGCUGCUGUCUGGUGAAAUAACUUGGCGCCCCCUUGUGGAAACAAAUGCCCAAAGUAUUGUGAAGCCAACUUCUCCUACAUACAAUGAUGAAGGACUCUGAAAUGUUUGCUGCUGGCUAUGUUUUUAAGUGUAUUUGGAACAGUUGCUGGAAGUGGGAUGUCUUAUGUGUGAAGCUCCCAAAAAGGAAAAGAAUAAAUACAGUAUUUGCAAUUUGAAAGAACAACUAAAACUCCCUUAUGUGUAAUGAUUUCCACCUUUAGCAACCCUGGAAAGCCAUUCUACUCCUAGUAUUAUACUUGUGGUGAAAAUGCUGCUACUUCAUUUGAAGAAUCCCUCACCAAUAUAUUAUCCAAUAGUUCCCACACACUGGUUCUGAGAGGGAGCUUUUGUCUUUUGAGAGCAAAAUAUCUUACCAAAGUGACAUGACAAGCUUCCUUUUGUCUGGCCAGAGGGUAUCAGCUGCAUCAUGACAUUCUCUCUUCUCUGACCCUGGGAAGCAUAAGCAUGAAUGUAGCUGCUUGGAUGUGGCAUGAAUGUUUGUACAAGUGGUCUGUCUCAGGGCAAACAAGAAACUGGUAUUGUAAAGCUCGAAAAAAUGGGUGAAGGUUUCUGAAAGGAUGGUCUGCAAAUUCUCAUCUGACAUCGGAGUGAAGAUUACAGAUGGCAGGGCCAGGGGGAAGCUUCCUCACUUGCAUCUGUGGCACUGGAGCAGAGGCUGUUUGUGAUCUGUUCAUUGACCCAAUAGGUGAGGCAGGGCCUUGGGGUCAUGGACAGAAACAGCUGCUCAGCCUUCCACUGUUGUCUUUCUGUUGUAUUCUGAAAACUUCACAGUAUGAGUCACAUUUCUUAUUCAUAGAUUUGCUUUGCUCAGGUUAUCACCAUAUAAAAUAAUAAAUGUCUUGGGAUCCUAUCUGGCUAAUAAUUUGACCAGGUGGUGGUUUUCCUAACCUGCUUUUCAAAAUGGAACCUUUGCUUAGGAUCAGCCUUAUCUGGAUUAAAUAAGGACAGUUAGCCCAUUAUUCCAUUGUUAGAGGGAAAACUUUCUUCAUCUCUCUUGUGGUCUAAAUUGUAAUCUAGGGCGGGGGGGGGGGGGGCUAGUUUUCCUUACCAUGUAAUGCCUUCAUUGAGAAAUUGGGAAAUAGUUCUCCACUACUCUAGGGGUUUGAUCCUAAUAAAUGUACUGAAAACAAUACAGACAGAUGUCUCUUUCAUUUUGGGUGACAUUAACACACAAUAAAAAUUGUCUAUGUA